AUGGCAGAGGGAUUUCAAUUCAAGCUUCAUUUUUCACUGAACGAGGGAGCUGUCGAAGAAGUCGGCCUGGUAGAACGUCGCCGUCGAGACGCCAGCGACACCCACGCAGGCCUAUUAACCAACCUCUGGUCACCAGGCCAGGAACGUGUUGUGGCUGACUUGAUUCAACACUUGAGAGACGAGGGCUACAGCGUCUCUCCUCCUUGCAACCAAAAUAACAAUGUGAUCAUAAAUAAUUCUGACUUUUUUGAGGGACAGGACUCUUUUCGCGGCAGUUUCGUCAGUCAGACUCGGCAGUCCCCAGACCAAGAUGAUAUUAGCAGAAUUGAGGCUGAGAUUGAAGGAUCAGCUACACCUAAUAGGACUGAGGGUCGAUAUCGCAUCAUCCUUGAUUACUUCUAUGAUGCAGACAAGGGUCAACAACCGAUUGGAGAGAAGUCAGUCAGUAAACUCCUUCGGCUUCUAGACACCUCUCAAGAAGGCUACGGAAAGGAUGGACACGCAGCCGUUCUGAAGGAGCUGAAACCCCUCCUAAGGAGCAUUUUCGACUAUCUGAUGAACUUGAAGAACCGCAGAGCUCCAAAGCCUCUUCCGCGCAAGGUAAAGGUUCAUACUAACCCACCGGAAAAGGUGGCUUUGAGCGAUUCUGAUUCCACUCCGACGGCCGAUAAGGAUAAGCCUAACUUGAAGAAGGUCAAUCUCACUUUCGAAGACCUGGGGCCAUCCUCUUCAGGUAGUUCGGGUUCAUCGGAUUCGGAACUGGAUCGCGUAGUUAAUAUGGUGGUGAAAAUGCGCGAAUCAGAGCGGCUUAUGUUCAAACCGGGUGGAGGGUUGGUAUCAAUCAGCAAACUAAAGAACCCCACAUCCGGCGUCGUUGAAGACGAUCAAGAAGAUUCUGACAGUAGUCGUUUCGGUGGCAGGGAAAAAACGAUGUCUGCCUAUUCAAGGAGUCUGUCCGUGUACGCCGAUGACUACGCUGUAGGCAGAUCACCGGUAGCUGACAACCUACGCACGGCGGAUGAACAGGAAACCACUGCCUUCGCGAGUGAAUCCCAUUCCGAAGGGACUUCAAAGCACAGGCAUAAAGAGCAAGAACAUCAUGCCCCCCAGACACCGUCUUCCCUCAACAAAGAAGUCUAUCUGGAGUGCGUUGAUGAGAAUGCGGACGAUGGAGCCGAUGACCAGGAAACUACCGCCUGUAUACGCGACCCUCUCGCGCAAGCAGAACCGGGACACAAACCUAACGAGAUAGAACCUUCUUCUGGGGCAGUGGAUGCUUUAAAAAAAGCCGUCUGUGAAGACCCUUCAUGCGUCUCGGGCCCGUUGAAGACAUGGACUAACGAUGGUGGUCGUCAGGAGGUCGGAUCCGCCAUGUCUACUAACACAACGAGUUCGCAUUCAGUGGAACUUGCCAUUGACGGGGCCACGGACUCCAAGGAGGACACGCCAGUUGGGCUGACUAGCUCCCAACCCCUGAUAAUGACGCCACUGGCGCAUAAAAAGGAGUCUAGACACAAAGAACUCACGGUCCUUGUCACUACACCCGAAUCCGUGGAUAGUCAAGUGGCUUCCUCCCUGGCGCCCUCUCAGAAGGAGGCUUCACCCAACGUGGACACAGUUGGGCAUUCCGCUACCCAUCCCCUUGAAAUCCGUUCAGAGGGCAACCUGACGGAGAAACCGCAGGUCACUUUUCUUGCGACCCAGCCGACCACACCGGAGUCCAUGCCCAAUCUAACUGGUUCACCCUUGCCAACUGCCCAGACAGACCGUCCGACCACCGGUACCGUUCCGAAUCAUGCCGUCCAACCUGUCGCGGGUAAAUAUGAGGACACCUUCACAGCUGAAAAUUUCCUCCCGGACUCAUUUGGACGUGUAGUUGGUGAAACCACUGACGCACAACGGGAGCUUCGAGCUCAGAGCAUAAGUCUCGUGGAGAUGGCUCUGGGGAAUGCCCUGGGACUGAUUUCAGGGAAGAAGGGGAAGCAGCUUGAAGCAAAUGAGAGCACUUCAACGCUGGUAACGGCCCCUGAGGGCGGCGGCCCAGGCUCCCCGACUGAGGGCUGCACUCAGUUUGACAUUGAUGUACAGGUGUUAGUAGAGGGAACUACUGUUAGCCGGCUGAUAAAGACCUGUCCGAUGUAUCCCCUGCGUGACGAUCUCACCCUUAAGUUGAAGGAGGGCAAGGGAAAGGUGACUGUCUUCUCUGAAUUUAAAAACCUCGACGACGACAAGAACAGCCCUUCCGGCAGUAUGCCUUCACCACACAAUAACAACACUUCCGCCUUUCUGGAAGACCAUUGUGAAGGUCACAAUAGUAUCCUCCAACGAACGUUGACAUCACACGGACCAAGAACAGACAGCCGGAGUGAUGACUUUAUGGGCCGCCCGCGGUGUCCCCGCUCUGAAGCCGCCCUCAACACCUGCCAUGUCUGUGCAAUCCAUGACACCGGUGAGGGUAGUCUGCUUUCUACUGCUGAGACUGAAAGCCUUAACAGUAGCAAACCCACACCAAGGCGACGAAGAUGCCGAUCCAUCCUCAGGAGUUCGGCGAGUGACUGUGCCGAGACCUGCCUGAAACGUGAUGUGGAGUUUUCAGCCAAAUUCCUAGCUCGUCUGGCCAACAUCCGAUUUUCAUCCAGACUCUUCGCCCGCGGAUGCUCCGCGCCUCACGGCGCCGGUGGAUUAAACAACAAUAAUAACGCUGUCUAUAAGGUGGAAGGUGACACCUACUAUGUUCCUCCCAGGUGUCGCUGCUCCGAAGCCAGGCGCGAUCAUUUUUUUCGAUGGUGUAAGGCCUUCGAGGAAUGUCUGAAGAAGAAAGGCCUUCAGGGCGCGAAAAUAGAGCCGGGCUCAAAGAAGACCCAUCCAAACUUGCCCCUCACCGGUUGGCCUCUUCGAAGGUGUCACUCAACAUGCACCCGCUUGUUCGAACCCAUGACUGAGGCAUGCGGUCUUUUUCGACCCUACUGGAGUACACACCGUAAUGUCUACGAACCGGACCACUGUCUCCUGCGCCACAAAAGAUGCACGAACAGGAACCCUCUACCGGUACGAGCCAGAAGACCGACAGACUGCGAAGACAGCCCCCAACCGCAGUGGGACCCCGCCCCGGACUCCGCUCCGUGCCCUCCCCUGAGGCGCACUGCCUCGCAGCCAUCGCCAGCGUACCCACCUCACAGAUGCACCCUGGAUACACCGCCAGUAGGCAUGGAUCGUUUUAGGGUUGGAGACGGUGUCACUCCCUGUGCGGCUGACUGCAACGACGCAGGAGGGAUGUCCCCGUCACGACUUUGCGCACCGAAUCCUGCCUGUGGUCCGGCGACAGAGCCGCCCUCAACCAGCAGUUUUCACACUGCGGACGCGGACAUGGGUUCGUUCCGUUGUCAUCAGAGGAAGUCGGCUCCACCGUCUCCCAGCGGACCCUGUAGGUCACCGCGUAGGCAUCCAGCCUGCUCCCCGCCGCCCCCCGUUAAACCUCGAAGGACCUGUGCUCAGGAGUCUGCUCUCCGUCCUCUUAAAGAAGUUGCCAAAUGCGUAGCACUUACAUCUAAUGUCGUUGAUCCAUGCGCUUCCAGACUGGACCCAUCAGCCCAGACCCGGGCCAUAACAAGGACCGGUGAGCAAGUGCGUGGGGCUGUUCCGCGUGCUGUUAGGGAAAGCAGGCCACGAAGUGUGUGCAAGGCUGAAGAGCCACCGCGCAGGCACACUGAACCGGCAGGCGAAAGACACGCCCUGCCACAGGCAACCAAAACUGUAGCGAACCAGGGUCCGGACAGUGUGCGUUUUGUGAGCCAGCACCAGUCGGUGAUACCGGCGGACGACCCACCCAAACCGAAGUCCAGGUCACGACAAAAGCAACGACAACCAGGUGCUGUGAAGCCGAGGACUAGAUCGCUGACUGCCGGCGAGGGUCCCUGUACGCUGCCAUCUUGGAAGAUACCAAAGCCCAUCGCUAGAAGCAAGCCCUGUCUCGAUAGCUUCCUCCAGUGUCGUCUUCAGCAUGACACCACCUGCUACAUAUCGCAAGGCCGGUCUGUAGAGAUAAGCAGACAGCGCCAGACUGCAGUGACUCCGCACAGCACCCCCGUUUCACCGUCACUCGAACAAGCAGCACCAUCCUGUCAGCUGAAGCACUACAUCUUGCCCUCUAGAUCUCCUAACCCUUACCUUGAUCGACUCUGGCAGAUGACUAACAGUGCCUGUCCGACAGUGAGCCCCACGUCGGUAAAUGGUUCCAACUACCACCUCAGUCGGAACCCCGUGAAGGACUACCUUCAUGUUCGAAGAGUCGACAGCAGGAAGCAUCCGCAGAGGCGGAAUAGCAGCGGAGAGGGUAAAUGGCGCACAGCCGCGCUGAAUGCGGAAGCCCUGUUUGAAAGCCUGUGCGUCUACGUGGUGGAACAGAUGCCAUCUAAAGCACCUGGCCUGGUACGUCUGAGGCCGAGAACAAUCACUACAGGCAGUCCUCGCAGAGCUGUCUCCGCCGAUGGACCCCAUCUAAUGAAAAUGCUUGGAUCGGACGACACCCCAGGCAGCCAAAAUACACACGCGAUGUCGACUUCAGUAUUUGGAGAGAAACGGUUGAGAAAUGCUCAGUCUCAUGACGACCUGACUGGCAGCUGA
Spirometra erinaceieuropaei is the source of this 4623-nucleotide messenger RNA. NCBI's taxonomy places the organism in Eukaryota, Metazoa, Platyhelminthes, Cestoda, Diphyllobothriidea, Diphyllobothriidae. The record is from the annotation of a GenBank genome assembly.